GAGAAGUAUCACAAACCACACCUUCAUCAUCCUCACCCACCACCCUCGGUACCAACACAAUCGCAAUGGCCGCCAAGCUGCUUCGGCGGCUGCUCAGCCUCUCUAUUUUCCUCUUGAUCCUUGGAUCUUUCUUUUUCUGCUUCACCCUCGCAGAUCAGAUCGUCCCUCGUGCUGACUCCCCUCACGUCCCUGUCACCACUCACUUGCCUAGCUUCCAUGGAUACCCUUUCCCAAAAUCUAGGCACGGUUCAGACGUCAAACAAAAAACCCCGCCUUUCCCGAUUAACCAGAUUGUGCUCUACGUCUGCGGCGUCAUCUUCGUGACCAGCGGGAUAGUCCUACGUUUUGUCUCCUACAGAGGCGACCAAGAGGACGACGUCGAGGUACUCAGGUCACGUAAGAUUGGCGACUGGGCUGUCUGCAUCGCCUUUGUGUUGUAUCUCACCGUGACCGGCCUCCAGUUCUUCCUCCUCACGGAAGGGUAUAAACUGGCGGACCGCAUCGAUCCGGUGUAUGGUGCGCACUUUGGCGUGAGUGUGGACGUGCGCGUGCGGAAAGGGAAGAUCUUGUAUGUGUCAAGGAUCCUCUACUCCGUGGUCGUCUACGCCACCAAGAUUCCCUACCUGGCGCACUACUCAUCGGUGCGCCAUGUGAGUAAUCCGCGCUACAACUACUUGCUCCGGGUCCUGGGGGUCGCGACCCUGGUCGGCUUUUUCGUCGCCAUUUUCACAUCUAUGUUCACCUGUGGUCGUCCGAGCAACAGCUGGGCUCUGGGACGCUACGAGAUGUGCAAUCCGUUCUUGAAUAUAUGGAUACUGAUGGCCAACUCAAUCCUCAACCUCUCCACGCAGACGCUGAUCCUCCUCUAUCCUCUCCAAACGGCGGUAGAUAUGCAAAGCAGCAGCAUCCUGCUCCGGACCAAAGCUCUCUUCAUCUUCUUCCUCUACGGGAUGUGGCCAUUGGUCACCGGAUACGUGCGCGUGUUCAUAAUCCUUUUCUACAUCGAUGUCAAUACCGGCGCCCCGCUCACCUCUCCCACCUCCCUCACCGCUAUGGCCACGGAGUCCGACAUGGCCGCGCUGAUCGUCACCGCUUCGAUUCCGCAGUACCGCAUACUUUGGAGGAAGGUUACGACCGCGGACGGCAUAUUGACCAUCUGGUGGUAUUGGUGUUUCUCAAUCGACCGUAGGUGGAGGAAGGUGCUGCUGUGCGGCCAGCAGCCGACGAGACGGAUUCAUCCGCCCUGGAUUCGCAAGAAGAAGGCAAAGAAGAAUCUCCGGCCGGGUGCGUUCAAUCUGGAUCUCGGAAGCUUCGAGUUCAACUAUCCAGCCGGUACCGUGCGUGGAAGUGUCGAAAAUGUUGCUGCAACUGCUACCGCUACCGGUUCUUCGGACGUCGCCGCUGCUCCUGCCGCUUCUGCUGCUGCUGCUGCUUUUGCUUCUCCCAUGACCACCAGUGAAAGUGGCGCGGCCUGGAGCCAGCCCGCUGAGGCGUUCGAGUUGUCUGAUUUGGGCACGGGCGUUGAUGCCACCGGCGGCAACUAUGGCACCAGAAACAGGAGCAGCUACAGCAAUGCUACUGGCGGCUUACACCACAGGAACCGUAGCAUCGCCGGGAGUUCCACGAUAACAAGAACAACGGCAGAAACUAGCGCCGGAACCAUUUCGGCUCCCUUUCUCCGGUAGUUGUGGUGUGCCUGGUGUUUUGUUUGGCCCACCGGCUCGGAGAUGGCUAGACGGAGGAGCCGAUGCCGCUGCUGGUGGGAUGGAGGUGGACAUUAGAUAGGCAGAAUUACAUUUUCACUCUUAAAAGCAUACGGACAUCCAUAGAAGAAGAUAUAUGGUGGGAAAAUCGGAGGAGCAGGUUAACUUUCUUUGCAUCAAUACUACGUUGCGCACAUAGCUCCAAGAUCAUACUAG
Molecule: messenger RNA, 1919 nt
Organism: Tricharina praecox
Lineage: Eukaryota; Fungi; Ascomycota; Pezizomycetes; Pezizales; Pyronemataceae
Exons: 6
Coding region: 66-1685 (539 amino acids)
Source: RefSeq, a predicted model, not a curated record